AUGGCUUCGAAGACGGACGUCUUGGAUGGCCUGACGCCGCUGAGUGGGCGGCUGGUCGCUCUGCCGACUGUCCAGGAGCUUCGGCCGUCCUUCGAACAAGCCGACGCUCUGGUCGCGGAAAUCGACAUCAAGUCCGCCAACACUGUACAGAAGCCCCGAAAAACUAAGCCCUUUGUUAUCUGUGCUAGGUUACUCGACUCCACCUUCCCACGAGACCCGUCGCUCAGUCUCACCCACCUCCGACGCUUCGCGAAGCCGGAACACCUCCCGGAGCAUCUGAAGCCAGCCAGCGAAGGAGACAGCAGCACCAGCACCAGCACCGGCAGCACGAUCUACGUCUUGAUCUCCCCACCGCUGCCCGACCGCUCCGAGCUCCUCGCGCUGCUCACACCGUACCUCCCUCCCAACAACAACAAUAACAACCCAGCACCCACACCCAUCCUCCGCACCACCACCAUCCCGCUCCAACCACCCCUCUCACCCACCCAAGCCCGCCAGUGGUCCCACAACCACUGGCCCACCACCUACAACCCCGCCGCGCAGCCGGCCUCGCACGCCCCGCCGCCCAAGAUCCUGCAGCGCGCGCACACCAGCCUCGCGCGCCACGCCGGCCGCUUCCUCGCGCUGGCCUGGCACGCCGCGCGCGACGCGCAGACGUCCAGCUGCGGCCGGCGUGUGGGCGCCGUCGUCGUUGAUCCCGCGCUCGUCGCGGACAAUGACAAUGACGACCCGCUAGCGGCCGUCGUCGCAGUGGCGGGCGACGCGCGGUAUCGCGACGGGCCCCGGCCGACUGUGCCCCGCGCUCCAGACGAGGACGGCGGCGGCGGCGGCGGCGAACCGCCUCUGAAGUACGACCCGGACACGGAAGGCCAGCCCAGCUCGCACGCGGUGAUGCGCGCGAUCGACCUCGUGUCUCAGAAACGGCAAUGCGGCGCCGCACCGCCUCCGCCGUCGUCGUUGUUGUCGCUGUCCGCUCUGGAAGCGCGCUUUUUCGGCGUGGCCAACCUGAGCGCGCCCGCGGGCGGCGGAUACCUGUGCACGGGGCUGGACGUGUACGUGACGCACGAGCCGUGUGUGUGCUGCGCGAUGGGGGUGUUGCUGUCGCGCUUUCGCGCGAUUGUGGUGGGGAGGCGGGAUGGGAGGAGGGCUGGGGCGGCGCUGGAUGCGGAGAAGGGGUAUGGGCUGCAUUGGCGGAGGGAGUUGAAUUGGAGGGCCAUGGCGUUUGAGUUUGUCGAGGAUGGUGUGGAGGAUGAUGGUGGUGGGGAUGAUGGGUUUGGAUUCCAUGCGUGA
This is a messenger RNA of Ophidiomyces ophidiicola, 1290 nucleotides long. RefSeq lists its product as uncharacterized. Gene Ontology annotation, molecular function: tRNA-specific adenosine-34 deaminase activity. The record is from RefSeq and is a predicted model, not a curated record. Gene Ontology annotation, cellular component: nucleus; cytoplasm. Bases 1 to 1290 code for a protein of 429 amino acids. The transcript has 3 exons. NCBI's taxonomy places the organism in Eukaryota, Fungi, Ascomycota, Eurotiomycetes, Onygenales, Onygenaceae.